This is a messenger RNA of Caenorhabditis angaria, 3340 nucleotides long. The record is from the annotation of a GenBank genome assembly. NCBI's taxonomy places the organism in Eukaryota, Metazoa, Nematoda, Chromadorea, Rhabditida, Rhabditidae.
AUGUAUGGAAUAUUGUUGAGACUAUUUCUAAUUGGUGUUGUUUACUCGAGCACUGAUUUGGAGCUGGGAAACGCGUUUCUGGCGAAGGUUGGUUUACAUGAAUUAUCAGAGUUUGUGAAUCAAAAAUUGGUUUUUAGGGUCAACUUUCUGAUGCAUUAUCUUAUUUUCAUGAGGCAAUCAACUCGGAUCCGAAAAAUUAUCAAGCUAUUUAUCGGCGCGCUUUGACAUACUUGGCACUUUCACGACCAUCUUCUGCAUUUGCUGAUUUUCAAAAAGUUCUUGCUCUCAAACCCGAUUUUGUCGCAGCUGAACAACAAAAAGCUGAUAUUUUAUUGAAGCAGGGAAAACUGAAAGAAGCGGAACAAAUAUAUCAAGCAUCUAGCAAUACUGAAAAGCUUGAUGAGAUUAGACGAAUUCAAAAUCAUCUUGAUGAAGUUGAACACGCUUUUGAGAACGGAGAUUAUGAAGUGGCUGAAGAAAUGAUUGCUGGAAUUAUCGAAAAUCAAAAAUGGAAUGCGGAGUUAUUCAAGAAGCGAGCGAAAUGCGCGGAGAUGGUUGGCGAUUUCAAAAAAACUGUCAGAAAUCUCAAGCAGCUUAUAAAAUUGUCGCCAGAUAGUACAGAUGUGAUGUAUGAAGUUUCGCAAAUUUUAUACAAAAUCGGAAAUUUUGAUGAUUCUUUGAAAAUGAUUCGCGAAUGCUUGAAAUUGAAUCCAGAUCACAAAGAAUGUUUCGCAUUUUAUAAAACUAUCAAAAAACUUGUGAAAGGAGUUGGUGAGUUGUAAUUUAAAAGUUCUCCCGAAGAAAAAUCAUUUUUCCAGACUCUGUCAAAUCGUCAAUCGAAUCGCAAAACUGGGAAGAAUGUUUGAAAACCGCUGCAAAAACUGUCAAAUCGUUCGAAAAUGCAAAAUCUGCAUUGCAAAUCCUCACUCUGAAAUGUCAUAGAGAAUCUGGAAAUAAUCAACAAACAAUUCUCGACGCCACAGAACUUCUCACUUCUGAAAAUCCUUCGGAAAUCGAGACUGAAAUUCUUCAUCAUCGCGCAUUGGCUUAUCUAGAAGAAUCUGAAUUCGAUGAUGCGAUUCAAGAUGUGAAGAAGAUUCUAGAAAAUGAUCCGGAUGAUCGAGAAUUUAAAGAACUUUUGAGAAAAGCUGAAAAUGCCAAGGUUCAAGCUGGAAAACGAGAUUAUUAUAAGAUUUUGGGUGUAAAAAGAAAUGCGAAGAAAAAAGAAAUUGUGAAAGCCUAUAGGCAAUUAGCGCAAAAAUGGCAUCCGGAUAAUUUCAAGAGUGAGGAGGAGAAGAAGAAGGCGGAAAAGAUGUUCAUCGAUAUUGCGGCGGCGAAAGAAGUAUUGACUGAUGAAGGUGAGUUAGCUUAAGUAAAAGCUUGGGAUAGUAUAUAAAGUUUUUCCGAAUAAUUUCAGAGAAACGUGAGCAAUUCGACAAUGGGAUCGAUCCAUUGGACCCUGAAGCAGCUCAAAAUCAACAACAUCGCGGGCAUCACGGCGGAUUUCCACACGGUUUCAAUCCAUUUGGCGGUGGUGGAAAUUUCCAUUUUUUCUACAACUAGUCCUGUUUUUUGUUUCAUAAUAAUUAUAAAUUUUUAUCUUUUUUUAAUUUUUGCUGAAUGGUUUAAUGAGCCAGAUAUCUGAAAUUUUGUAGAACAGACAUCUGAAAUACCGUGUAAAAUAUUCUAGGCUUUGAUUUCUAUGGAUUUCCAUAAAAAACAAUGAUUUUCUGAAUAUUUUACAGGGAUUUCAGCGGAGAUGCGGAAGCUAUGCUCAACACGUAUUUUGUUGCUGAACAAAAAAUCUCGGUUCGCUGUUUAAAGGGACAUGCUUUAAUUUUCCACCAAAAUCUUAAGAACGGCUGCAUCAAAUGAAAAUCUGAGUACACCAUCUUGAUCGCCGUGAAAAACUGCAUGGAAAUAAGCUUUGGUGGAGCGAACGGGUGCCGUUUUAGCGUUUCGGGGUUCGUGGCGAGACCAAUUUCGAAAAAUAGCGCGCAAAAUGGAGAGACGCGAGACAUUUUUGUGCAUUUAUGCGUCACCGUGUUUGCACAAGUCAGUACAGUAUACCAACCGCGAACCGAGGGCCAAAAAAAUACGUGUCAAAAUUCGAUAUUUUUACAGAUCCUUUUCAAAAAAUGGAGGAACAAUUGGCGAAUUUGGAUUUGAAUUCGAAUCCGAAUCCAGAACCUGAAAGCCAAUAUGAAAUUGGGUGGUACGAUAUACCACUGGAACUUCGCGAAAUCGUCCUAGAAGAUAUGACAACUGAUGCAAAACGACGAUUCUCAAUGUGCUCCAAAGAUUGUUUGAAAAAGGUUAGAAGGUCGAAGAACUUUUUCAAGAAGAUCUCAUUGUUCUGGACCGAAUCGAUUGUUGAGAUGGAAGUUUCGAUUGGCGAUGAUUUUUAUGUUAUAUUCCAGUUUUCUCAGGAUAAUGAGCAAGUGACAGAAUGUUCGAUCAUUGGGCCGAUUUAUCACAAAACUUUCAAAGUUGUUGGGGAUUUUCAUAGUGUUGGUCUUGAAUAUUUUCAAAAAUUUGUUGAAGAUGCGAUUCAUCUUGAAAAUCUUGAAUUGGAAGUGGUGAGCGAAUAUUUUCAGGAUUGAUUUUUGAUUUUCAAUAAUAAUAUAUUCAAUUCAGAAAAACUUUCCAUUCGAUAAAGUCAACAUUCAUCAUCUGAAGAAGCUCAAGGAUCUGCGAAUCAAGAAAGCUGAAAUUGCUGAAGAGGAUUUUAUUAAUCCGUUCGAAUCUGGUUUCUUGGAUUUCGCGCAAGUUUCCACAGUUGAAAACAGUAUUCGAAUGGAGAAUUUGAAUUUGGCGCAAGUUUGUGAAUUGAAAGCGCGUCAUAUUUUCUUGAAAAAUGUCGGUUUGUCAACAGAAAAUAUUGAAGAAUACUUGAAAUUGUGGAAAAAUGGAGAACUUGGGGAGAAUAUUCAAAAAGUAUUCAUGAAAACAACAGAAGAAAUCAAUUGCGAAGAGAUUUUGAGAGAUUUGGAAACUAUUGGAAGUUAUGAAAUGUGAGUUUUUUAUUUUUGAAUCUUUAAUUAAAUAAAUUUAUAGCUACGAUGGAAAGAUCUGGUUUAAACUUCGAAAUUUGACUGGAGAAUUUGCGGAAGUUUCGGUGUCUAGCAAUUCGGUGUCAAUGAAUUUGACAAUAUUGGAUGACGAGGACGAUUUUGAGUAUGAGAAUCUGGAAGAUUCUGAAGACGAAGUCGAUUUGGAAAAUUCCGAGUUUCUUGAAGCCGAAAUGUAUCGCGAUUUUUUGAAUGACAAUGGUUUCGAAUUCGGUGAUGAAGACGAUGACGAUUUCGAUGAUUAUAUUGAUCCUUUGUAUAAUUAUUGA